UGCAUCUCUCUGCAGUGGAGAGAAGCGACAAGGUAGGCUGUCAUUCUGCAAAAGCUGCUCAGAACAGGCUUUCCUCGGAAAAGCAGUGCCGUUCCUUUUUAGAAAGACUGAAUCUAAAUGUUGUCUCUGGAGACACGAAGCCUUCAGUAUGUUAAAUUACUUUCAUUAUGUAUUUUCAGAGGCUUAUUGAUUGCACAGUGGGAAGAGUGAGAGACUGCAGCAGCCUCUAACAGCACUACACGUUCCAUACAUUAGCAGUCCUGCUGAAACAAUGGCACAGUUCAGACACAUAUUUUCAUUAAGGUCAUUUUUGAAGAGCUGUUUACGACCCUCUUCCCCCAUCCUCUACUAACAAGUGAACAAAAUGAAUCAAUCAAACGGAAAAUGCUUCAACUACAAGAAUUUAUCAAAUCUGUAACAGAGGCCCAUAGCACCUAAUUCACUAUUUACAACUGACAAUAUGAAGAAUGCAACUGAGAAUCUCCCUGGGUCUCUGAUCCACGAACUGCAAGAUAUCCUUGUAACACAUGAUUUUAAGAAACUAAAGAGUUAAGUCUACACUACAGCUGGAAUAUAACAAAUGAACAGUAUUUUAAGAAGAUGCUACACAAAGUAACUACAAAAAGAAACAGUAUGACUGUAAAAGCUUGAAAACAAAAUGAUAUCCAUCAGCCAACUAAAUCUUGUAAUUCAUGCAGUUGAAGUGCUGGAGAGAAAAUCAAAGAAUUCCUACAAGACACGAAAUAAAACAAAGCCACUUCACUGCUGUCAGGUAAAAAUUCAUGUCAAAACCUGUCAAUGACAUCAUGUAUCAAUUUGUGAAAAACUGCUAUAGUGAGCCAAAAGGCCCAUAAGGCAACAGCAACCAGGGAAAAAAAUCAACUGCUCCAAAAGAAUGUGCUUUUCUCCCAUUCUGGAAAUCAACAUGCAGUCUGAAUCGAACAUUACAGUGAGAGAUGACAUUGAUGACAUCAACACCAAUAUGUACCAACCACUCUCAUAUCCAUUAAGCUUUCAAGUGUCUCUCACUGGAUUUCUUAUGUUAGAAAUUGUGUUGGGACUUGGCAGCAACCUCACCGUAUUGGUACUUUACUGCAUGAAAUCCAACUUAAUCAACUCUGUCAGUAACAUUAUUACAAUGAAUCUUCAUGUACUCGAUGUAAUAAUUUGUGUGGGAUGUAUUCCUCUAACUAUAGUUAUCCUUCUGCUUUCACUGGAGAGCAACACUGCUCUCAUCUGCUGUUUCCAUGAGGCUUGUGUUUCUUUUGCAAGCGUCUCAACAGCAAUCAACGUCUUUGCUAUCACUCUGGACAGAUACGACAUCUCUGUAAAACCUGCAAACCGAAUUCUGACAAUGGGCAGAGCUGUGAUGUUAAUGAUAUCCAUUUGGAUUUUUUCUUUUUUCUCAUUCCUGAUUCCCUUUAUUGAGGUAAAUUUUUUCAGUCUUCGAAGUGGAAAUACAUGGGAAAACAAGACACUUUUGUGUGUCAGUACAAAUGAAUACUACACUGAACUGGGAAUGUAUUAUCACCUUCUAGUACAGAUCCCAAUAUUCUUCUUCACAGUUAUAGUAAUGCUGAUCACAUACACCAAGAUACUUCAGGCUCUUAAUAUUCGAAUAGGCACGAGAUUUUCAACAGGGCAGAAGAAGAAAGCAAGAAAGAAAAAGACAAUUUCUCUAACAACACAUGAGACUACAGACAUGUCACAAAGCAGUGGUGGGAGAAAUGUAGUCUUCGGGGUGAGAACUUCAGUGUCUGUAAUAAUUGCCCUCCGGCGAGCAGUCAAACGACACCGAGAACGACGAGAGAGGCAGAAAAGAGUCUUCAGAAUGUCUUUAUUGAUUAUUUCCACAUUUCUUCUCUGUUGGACACCUAUUUCUGUUCUCAAUACCACCAUUUUAUGUUUAGGCCCAAGUGACCUUUUAGUAAAAUUAAGAUUGUGUUUUCUAGUCAUGGCUUAUGGAACAACUAUAUUUCACCCUCUGUUAUAUGCAUUCACUAGACAAAAAUUUCAAAAAGUUUUGAAAAGUAAAAUGAAAAAACGAGUUGUUUCCAUAGUGGAAGCUGACCCCAUGCCUAAUAAUGCUGUAAUACACAACUCUUGGAUAGAUCCAAAAAGAAGCAAAAAAAUUUCCUAUGAAGACAGUGAAAUACGAGAGAAAUGUUUAGUUCCUCAGGUUGUUACAGACUAAAGAAAAUUGUAAGAUUCACCAAAUCUAUAUUCAGGAAAGUUUUAAAUUUAAAUUGUAAAAAAUGAAAUUACUGCCAAAUAUAAGAAAAAACAUUUUAAGUAUUGGUUAUGUUGUAAAUUUUCAAAUGUGAAUGUCAAUUAGAUUAGGUCAUAUAUAUUCAAUUUCUUCAUUAAUUAAUGUAUUUGUUGCAUGGCAGUUUGUUAAAAUAAUAUGUGUAUAUUUUGUCAAUAAUAUGUCCAUCAGAAGAUAUUCAUGUAAGUCAUAUUUUUUAAAGAAUAAAUACAUAGCCUUAAAACAGUGUAUAACUUAAAAAUGUAACUGAUACAGGUAUCUGCUUUUUAAAAAAAAUAUAGAAAGUGUAUUGUUUCUAAGUCACAAACUACAGAUAUAUUUGUAUGACAACUGGAAUAGCCUUUAACAAAAAACCAAAAUUACAGGCUCAAAAUGAAACAGUCCAUGAGUUUCUGUACCACUGUUAUGUUUCCUAGUAUAGUAUACUGGCUAUAUUAUUUCAUGUUUCAAAAGUAGUGAACUAUGUAUGAAACUUCAUUUUUCCUUUUGAAUGUAGAAAAUCAUAGGAUUUAUUAGUAUUUUAAACUAAUGAACCAAAAACAAACAUCCCUAUAUAUGCACACCAAGAUAGGGAAAUUUUUAAACUGAAGUUUACUAUUAAAAAAACAGACUGAUCUUCCAAGAUCAAAGAUGCCUAUAAUAGUAAAAAAUACAAACAAUAAUAGAGGGAAGGAAGAAAACAAUAACACCUUUCUCUCCCUUCCACACUUUGCUUGAUUCUAAGCCAAAUGUUCUAGGUUAACAAAAUACUGGUAAAAACCAGUGAUUAAAAUAAAGUGAUUUUCUAACUUUAUUCAACUCAGCCUUUUUGUAUAAAUGAAAUUAACUAUACAUAUCUGAAUAGCAGAAAGAGGAAAAAAAGGACUUUUUAUAGUAUUGUAGAAAAGCCUAACAAAGUCAACUGUUUCUAAUUUUAGACACUGAGCAACUUUAGAGUAAUACAACUUACACAAUUCCUAAGCAAUCAUAGCUCAUAAGCUUUUUUUUUAAAAAGUAGUUUGGUUUCCACUCUGAAAAUACUUAAGGCAAUGAUAAAUCUUGUCACAUUUUCUACUACACCACAGCAUAAGCAUUGUUCUCUUCAAGUCAUCUUAUAAAACUAUGAAAUUACUAAUUCUAACUAUAGGUUACAAGGAUUAAAAAACGCAUAGCAAAUAAUUAUUUUUCAAUUGGUAUAAUGUAAUAAUUUGGCAAUAAAUGCUAAUAUCACUAUUAUAAAAGUAGCAAUAUGUUAUUUAAAAUAAGCCAAGUACUUAUUAUGUGUAACUUAUUAGCUGGACAGCAAUUAUUAUUUUUUAAUACUGUAGUCUCUGAAUCAAGUAACAGCUCAUUUUUAAAUUAAAAAAUACAUGUCAGUCAAUAAUACAUUAUUUUAUACAAAUAAAUGGAUUCAACAAGUCUAAUUUACUAAAUAAUCCCUGAGGGAAUGACCAUCAUACAAUAGCUUGAAUUCACUGAGCUCACUGGCAAAUGAAAUAGUGAUUUACUUCAGAUAAUAAUGUUAACAUGUUAAAUCUUGGCAAAUUCCCAGUUUCCUUUUGUUUUUCUUUCCACAGUUUUAUGGAAUUAAAGAAAUCCUUCAAUUUUACAAAAUGUAGCAUAAGCAAGUAAGACUGAUUUUUUUUAAUUCUGAAAAGAUACUAACAUCAUGGACAAAAGUGUUAAGAAAAUUUUCAAUCAAUAAAUAUAUCUGGAACAGAA
This is a messenger RNA of Cavia porcellus (domestic guinea pig), 3967 nucleotides long. It is a transcript of the gene Gpr22, whose product is annotated as G protein-coupled receptor 22. Gene Ontology annotation, cellular component: plasma membrane. The record is from RefSeq and is a predicted model, not a curated record. The transcript has 4 exons. Bases 896 to 2194 code for a protein of 432 amino acids. NCBI's taxonomy places the organism in Eukaryota, Metazoa, Chordata, Mammalia, Rodentia, Caviidae. Gene Ontology annotation, molecular function: peptide binding; G protein-coupled receptor activity. Gene Ontology annotation, biological process: G protein-coupled receptor signaling pathway; cellular response to hormone stimulus.